AUGGAGUCUCAACCCCGUCGACGCCGAAGGCCAGCUCGGUCUUGCAUUGAGUGUCGCCGUCGUAAAAUCCGAUGUGACCGAAAUGACCCUUGCACGCGUUGUGUCUCCGCCCACACACAAUGUACCUAUAGGCUUUACAGUGAUCAACCCAAGUCCCCCCUGCAGCCUCGAGAAGGCACCUCAAGACACUCAGCCCUGUGUAAUCCUUUACCUUUACCAUCGUCACCUAUUCAUCCCUCCAGAGAUGAUCCCCCGUCAUCUACAGAUCAUAGCCAGCCAUUGGAGCCCCGCACCACUGAGACACCAACGCCAGCAGAAACACCACAUUAUGGUUCGCUUUUCCCUGGUCAAAUUGAUAAUAAACAGCCAGGGCGAGCAACAAAUGCAGAAUCAGCUAUUACAGAUCUUUUACGAAGGGUCCAGAGGCUGGAACAGUCUUCGGCACAAACACAUCUGCAUGACCUAUCCGAGACGGGUCGGGGAAUAUUUGGCCCUCGGUCCCAGCCAGAAGAUCUUCCGUGGAUCUUCACAAAAAGUAGAGUUAUGCGAUGGAGUUUGUGGAUGGGCACAGCUAAAGAGUUUGAGCCAUUUGUUGCAUUCUAUGCCGAGGCUAUUGGAAAGGGUAAUGGAGAAACAUUCAAAGGCGCUGAAAUAAAACAUCUCCUUGUUCAAUCCGGUGAUCUUCUUCAAAAGUGCAAGCACACAGCGAGAAGCAUCAAGAUCUGGCGGCCCAGCAGAUCACUAUCAAAUCCCCAACUCGGCCUUAAACCUCCAUCUCGCGAUAUAUCAGAUAUUAUGGUAACCUUGUAUAUGCAAUCCUUCGAGUCAACACACCGGAUACUUCAUAUACCUUCCUUUUGGGCUGAGUACCAGAGAUAUUGGAACGAUCUGCAUAAUGCCCCCAAUGAGCUACGCCUCAAAGUUCUUCUCGUGAUUGGCAUAGGGUCAAGCCUACACAAACAGGAAAAUGCAGAUAUCGGAUUCCAAAUAGCGGUUCAUCAAUGGGUAUAUGCUGCUCAAGCAUGGCUUUCUGGGCCACUAGAAAAAGACCGACUGAGUAUUUCCGCGCUACAAAUCGACUGCCUCACAAUUCUAGCUCGACAAAUCUUCUCAAUCGGGGCUGAUCUUGUGUGGACCUCCAUGGGAUCUCUCGUUCACAAGGCUAUGCAAAUAAACCUACAUCGAGAUCCCAAGCAUCUCUCGGGGAUAUCUGUGUUCCAGGCCGAAGUCCGUCGGAGGCUAUGGACCACAAUCAUUGAAAUGGCUGCGCAGUCAUCUUUGGAUUCGGCCAUGCCAGCCGGAAUCCCCGAGUCUGACACGGAGGCGCCUUCAAACAUCAACGACGAUGAGAUUGACGAAACUACCACGGUACUUCAGCCUCAUCCCAAAGGCGCUUACACCGCUGCCUCGUUCCAAAUCUUACUACUUGACUCAUUGCCAGCCCGUCUCCGUAUACUCCGUCUUUUGACCAGUUUGAAUACACAAAUCUCUUACCUGGAUGUCCUUGCCUUAAGUUCAGAACUCAGCAACGCGACUCGUGCAUACCACAGUUUCAUGAAGGAGAAUCCAAGUUCCAGUAUCACGCCCUUUCAUCGGAACCUACUUGACUACCUCGUGCGUCGAUUUAUGAUACCUCUCCAUUGUCACUUCACAAGCAAGGCCCGCACAAACCCAUUAUUUACCUUUUCCUUGAAGGUCAGCCUAGAAACAGCCAUGGCUAUCAUAUCACCUGAACCAGAUGAAGGCUUCUCCAAACUAAUGGCCAAUGGCGGGGGAGUGUUCAGAGAGGGCACGUGGUGCGCGAUGACUGUCAUUGCUAUCGAACUCCUAGCGCAGCUUGAAGCCCAACGCAUCGAUGGAACACGUUGCAUCGCAAUUUCGAUUAUAUCGUGCUUCUCAAACGGUCUGUCCUUGACAUGGCUACUCUCUCUGUUGAGCGGAUCCGUCAUGGCGAAACAAAUAUCAAGAGUCAUCUGUUCCUCAGCAUGA
This is a messenger RNA of Penicillium egyptiacum, 1989 nucleotides long. NCBI's taxonomy places the organism in Eukaryota, Fungi, Ascomycota, Eurotiomycetes, Eurotiales, Aspergillaceae. The record is from the annotation of a GenBank genome assembly.